Poecilia latipinna (sailfin molly) is the source of this 2778-nucleotide messenger RNA. Its product is annotated as rap guanine nucleotide exchange factor 5-like. Bases 232 to 696 code for a protein of 154 amino acids. The transcript is spliced from 3 exons. The record is from RefSeq and is a predicted model, not a curated record. NCBI's taxonomy places the organism in Eukaryota, Metazoa, Chordata, Actinopteri, Cyprinodontiformes, Poeciliidae.
CAGAGCGGGGCCGUGUCUUUCACUUGUAGUCCAGCCCAUAACUCACAUGAGGAAUGCAGCCGAGGAAGUCUUUUAGAAAGUUCUGAACAAGGUGCACAGCACCUGGUAUUUACUCAGACAACUCUUAUGUCUUUUCCUUAUUUGGACUACUUUCACACAAACCAGUGUUUGCUUCAGAGCUACUCUGUUAUCUUGCUUCUUUUGAAUCCAGCAAGUGGUUAUUAGCUGACAAUGUCGUGGGACUGUGGUCUCAAGUACAUGUUCUCUAUGCCCCCUGCACUGCAGCAGGGUAACAAAUGCAUCCUGCAUGACAAGGAGGACCUGUCCAGACUGGAGAUGGUCCAGAGAUUGGCGAAGGACGGCUGCCGGUUCCUGCAAAACCACAGCAAGGGUCCAGAGAAGACGUCUCAGCCACAGAGUGACGAGGCAGUCCGCUUGUGUGUGAGGGAGCGGGGCCACGAUGUGCUCGUUCUCCGUCGAGUGUUGUCAGAGCAGCCAGCGCACGCUGCGUGGUCGAGGGGAGGAGGAGGGAGGGAAGAGGCGAGGACCAGGAGGUACGCGGUGGUGUCAGGGACCCCCGAAAAGAUCCUGGAGCAUCUGCUGGGUGACAUGACGCUGGAUGAUGACCGAGGGACCACGCAGGGGAAAGAGUCAGGUCAGCAUCCUUACUUUAACUCUUUGCCUCUCUUCUUUUAAACUUACUUUGUCGUGAUAGGGUAUGGAAAAGCAUUUUGAUAUCUACCGCUAUCUAUCACUAGCUGUUAAAUGUAUGAAAAAAGGACUAAAAAAAUGAAAUGAAAAGAAGUUUCUUUUACCCCUUCUGGUCUCCAUAAUGAGCCGGUGCUGCAGUUCGUCUCCAGGCGAUAUCAUCGGUUGAUUAUGAGUGUCUAAAUGUUCAGCCUGUUUUUUUUUGUUUUUUUUUUUAAAGCUUGUCACUUGAGUUUUCUGCAAGCUAGAUCCAACUCACUGAAGAAAUAGCUUGUCAACUAUGGUGCAACACAUUAUAUUCAGCUUUCCUGUUUGCUUGGCCUUUUUGAUGCAAAUUAAGAUAAAAUCUAUAUAUUUUUUUAGAAAUAAGCUACUGUACCUCCGGUGACAUCACAAUAGGCAUAAGGGAACUAAUGACAGCAAAUUUAAGUUAGUAAAUCUUAGUAUUUCUACUCUUUAGUACCAUAACUCUCGAUGAAGCACACAAGGUUGAACCUCAAUACUCAAACUGAAAACUUAGUUGCAUGUCACAAUGGUUACUGAAACCAACUGAUUAGAUACAUUACGAACAAUUAAUUUUUCUUUUGGCUUCAGAGCAUUUUUUUCCUCCUACUUUGCGUUUUUGGAAAUCUUACAAUCCAGAUUCCGCUAACCAGCUAUGUUUUUACUGUCAGUUCACUUUCGUUGUUGGGAGGGAAAAAAAUAGCACAUGAUUAAAUCUUUAAACCAGUGAGAAAUAUGCAACGCUUCCUCAUAUCUUUUGAGCGUGGCUGCAGUGGACCGCGCCACAUGAACUCCAGCCCCGCAGCAGCGACAAAUCAACACAUUUCCUCUCAUCCCAGCAGGUACAUGAUAAUGUGACACUGUUGCCAAGGCAGAGGAGACCCUCUGUUGCUGAAGCUGAAGACGUUUGCUCAACGAGAGACGAUGACUGAGAGCAGUGCAAUAGUCAGACAGAGAGAGAAAGAAAGCAAAUAAAAAGAAGGAGGAGAAAAAAUAAGAUUUGUUUUCUCUUACAAGAGGAAACCGUCAUCAGUGGAGGCUCAGAUCAUGAUUAGCAGACGAACUGAGUGAAACUGUAGUGCUAGGAAUGCAUUUUUAGAUGGAGGAAGGAGUUACAUUUAAAAAAAAUAAAUAAAACUGCUCAUAUCCUUACAUAAAUAAAUGGCUUAAGUUCAUCAUAGAUCCAUUGCUCUGUGAUAUAAUUAAGCAUAUAUCUCCCGAUGGAUUAUUAAAUCAAAUCCCAAUGUCAAACAACCAGAGACCAGAGGAGUCAUGAGCAGCAGCUAAUCUUUACUCAGAGAUGUUUAGCAGCUUGACUGCUGCUGGGCUGUACGCAGCUGCCUGCAAAAGUUGUUGUUCCUUUGAUGCUACUUCUACGCUGAUCCACAGAGCUUUGCAGAAGCGUGGUAGACUAAGGCGCUCUGAUGUCAUCAAACUCAAAUACAUUUUUCUUUGAGCAGUCCCCAAGUUGCUGUGUUUGAUGUGGCUCUUCUAGAUGGAGGAAAAUGACUUGAUUUUUAAUAUGUUUGGAGGUGUUUAUCAGCAAAUUAGCAUAUGAUUAUGCUGAGAGGUGUGGUGUGGAAGAAAAGGAGUCAGUCAACCUUGGAUGCACAGCAACAAAGCUGGUCUAUUAUGUCUGGUUCGACACAGCAGAUUUCAGAAAUGGCAGCCAUCCCAUCAGCUCUCCUGCUACAUCUAGCAGUCCACCCAUAAACUGAUUAAACCCCGCCUUCUCAAUUUACACCAGCCAAUCACGUCAGCCUUCCAGAGUGGUGGUGAGGGAAAUUAGAAAAUUGAUUUAUUUCAAUAACACACAGUGUAUACACUAACCAUGAAUUAUCAAUAAUAAAAUAUUAGGCAGAUAUUUUAUGCAUGCAAAUGCACAAAUUAUAAAACAUUGUAUUCUUUAAAGUACUUUAAGCUUUAGCCAAUCAAACUCCAGCUCUUAUCACUGCUGUUUCUGUGAAAGAGCUGGGUGUGAUCGGUGGGCCUCUUCUUUAGCAGGAUCCAAAGAUGGCUGCCACAAAACACACACCCACAAGGUAACAAACAUCUCAGCCACACACG